CGCAAAUUCUAAUUGUUGUUUUAGGAGAAGGAUAUGUUGGGAAGUCUUCUUGUAUAAUCCGAUUAAUAACUGGGUCUUUUCCUGAAGUAUGGGAUCCAAUAAUUGAAGAUAUUUAUAAUGUCAAACUAAGAAUAGAUGAUGAAUUAAUUUCAUUAAAUUUGGUCGACACAGCUAGCAAUGGUUGGCCUUCAUACCUCCAAAAAUUGUAUGUUUCAAAAGCUGACGGGUUUUUAAUGAUGUAUAGCAUUGACGACUAUAAACUUUUAAACAAAUUAAUUUUUUCAAAGAAACGUGUUCCAAUUGUUUUAUGUGGUAACAAAAUCGAUAGAGAAGAACGACGGGAAGUAUCAAAGAAAGAAGGAAAGGUGUUGGCAGAGUCUUUAAAUGCACAAUUUUUGGAAAUAUCUACAAAAAAAUGGUACAAAUGUUGUUGA
This is a messenger RNA of Entamoeba invadens IP1, 434 nucleotides long. RefSeq lists its product as hypothetical. The transcript has 2 exons. NCBI's taxonomy places the organism in Eukaryota, Evosea, Mastigamoebida, Endamoebidae. Gene Ontology annotation, molecular function: GTP binding; GDP binding; GTPase activity. Gene Ontology annotation, cellular component: plasma membrane. The annotation marks the transcript as partial. The record is from RefSeq and is a predicted model, not a curated record. Gene Ontology annotation, biological process: signal transduction.